ACACGCCUUCCCUUUAAGAGCCGUGUAUGGCUCGUCAUCGCUUUGGAAAGGAAGCUGAAAGAUGGCUGGUCGGUGCAGAGCGCAGAGGUUCUUGUUAUAAUGUAUUGUUAUUAGCUCAGUAAGCGGGGCUGGAGGGAGGGGAAUACUUAAAUUAACAAGGUGACUGAGGGCUGGAGACGGGAUUCACAAACCGAUUCUUUUCAUUUUUAGGUGUAAUUAUAUUGUAGCACCUGUGUGGUCGCGGCGCCGGACAAAGCGAUGUUUUUCCUGCAGAGCAUUUGAGUCCUGACUAACUUGCAGACAGACUGAAAACUACAGAACCGCUGUGAAUCUGGACCGGUUCUGCCACAUUGUGCAUUGCAAUUCAGUACACAGGGGACUCGUGUAGUAUACCAUUGUGUUAAUUUCGCAUUUAACCCAUUGGUGUCGGAAUGGAAUAUUAUUUUUGAAUUACACGUCACGGGAUGAUUUGGGGUCUCGUAGUGAAGAGGACGUUUUGUCUUCAAAUAUAAAGCACCUGUCCACUCUUCCGAGUCCCGGUGCGUUUGAAGAUGUCGAAAGGCGGGCGGAGGUUCAGAGCCGCUGGCCCGGUCAGUCCUGGCAGCUCGGAGUGCCGCUGUGACCCGGUCGGGAGGCCCAGGGCCUGGGUGCUGCUGUGCGGGUUGUGCGUGGUUCUGCUUGUGGCGGGGAUGCUGGGAGUGUACCUGUCCAAUGACCCGCUGGACGGCGCGAGGCCGCACCCCGCAGACUGGACGAGAGACAAGCUGUCUCACUUGCCCAGCAGGGUCUCUGCUAGCCAGGUUCGUCGGCUGGUGUCUCGUGUGGACCUGAGCCGGCUCUGGGAGACUCACCUGCGCCCCCUGCUGGUGGAGAGGCUGCCUGGCAGUCCGGGGAGCAGCGCAGUGAGACAGAGCAUCCUCUCCUCUCUGCGCUCCCUCUCUGCUGGCUGGACGGUGGAGGUUGACUCGUUCUCCUCUCUCACGCCUCGCGGCCGGGUCUCCUUCUCCAAUGUCCUGGCUGUGCUGGACCCCGAAGCUCCACGACGCCUCCUGCUGGCCUGUCACUAUGACUCCAAGAAGCUUCCGGGGGGGCCCUUCCUAGGGGCCAGCGACUCGGCUGUGCCCUGCGCCAUGCUGCUUGAGCUCGCCUCCGCGCUGGACAGCACGCUGAGAGCAACGCGACACCGGAAGGCUGUGUUGACUCUCCAGUUGGUGUUCUUCGAUGGGGAGGAGGCCUUCGAGGAGUGGACUGCCACUGACUCUCUGUACGGGUCGCGCCACCUUGCUGAGCUCAUGGGGAGAACCAAGCACCCCCCCGGAGCGGAAGAGACCACUCUGCUGAACAGCAUCGAUCUGUUUGUUCUGUUGGAUCUGAUUGGUGCUCCGGACCCUCUCUUUGUCAAUCACUUUGACAACACGGCACGCUGGUUCGACAGACUCAUCACCGCAGAGAAGCGGCUGCACAAGCUGGGUCAGCUCUCCUCUCACCCCUCGGAGCAGAGCUACUUCCGCAAGGACCUGUACCUGGGACCUGUGGAGGACGACCACGCACCCUUCCUCAAGAGAGGUGUUCCAGUGCUCCACCUCAUUGCCACUCCCUUCCCCUCUUUCUGGCACAGCCUGCAGGACAGCGAGGAGAACCAGCACCCCCCGACCGUGGAGAACCUCACCAAGAUACUGGCUGUGUUCAUCACAGAGUACCUGGGGCUGGACCUGUGAGAGCAGAGCAACUCCGAGUGACUGCUCAAAUCUCCCUUCAGAACAGAGCUGCAGGCAAAAAUAAUGUUUGCUUUUUGUUCUGUUUUUUAAAAUGAAGCCGGUGUGUUGAGACCUGUGGAUGCUUGAUUGGUGUUUUCAUUUAUUUGUAUUUGAAAGCUGGUCUGGAUAAAACCAGAAAGUGUAUCAGAGUUGCCCCCUGCAGGAAUAUGGGAAUCAUUGCAGCCCUGCAAUAAAGCUGUGGAGUCUUGUUGUUGGAAAGAUUAGGAGCCGGGAGUUUGAUGCAUGAAUCUCUCCUAACAGUAACCCUGCAGAUACGCAGACUCACUGGGGUGCACAUCCCUGACACGGUAGAUAGAGGAGUAGAGGCUUGCAGAUAUUCAAAGAACCACUAGUCCGACUGCCUUUAGCACUGCCUAGUUAAGCUAUUGGAAUACGGGAGUGUAUUUUUCAAGUGAUUUGAAGCUCGCCUCUGGUGUCUGAGACCAGUUUCAUCCCAGUCUGAUCGAUGAGUUGCAUUGCUGCAGCUUGUAAUAAGUCUGGUGACACAAGGGGGCAGCAUUAACUAGCCCUCCCAAGAACAGUGUUGAACUCCCUCAAUAAGUGCAAUGAAACCUCUGUAUUAGGACCAAGGAGCUGACAAUAUGGGCUUAACAGGGGGGGUGGCCUUACUGACGGGACAGAGGAUUUCUUGUGAUUAUUUGGAGCAGGGUGGCCGAAGCUAGCCCUUCCACACCUGGUCUUUGUUCCAGCCCUGUUCGAAAUUAUUUAAUUGAACCAAUUAAACCAGUCCUUAGUUGCUGGUUUGGGGUGUGUAUUGCACAUGUUAACACUGUGUUACACAGUUUACUGUUCUGGAUGUUGUUUCUGCACAGGGCUCUGAUUUCCUCUUUAAGUUUCUGUAUAUAUUUGUUAUUAAAUUGGAAUCUGCUGUG
Molecule: messenger RNA, 2650 nt
Organism: Polyodon spathula (Mississippi paddlefish)
Lineage: Eukaryota; Metazoa; Chordata; Actinopteri; Acipenseriformes; Polyodontidae
Gene: qpctla
Product: glutaminyl-peptide cyclotransferase-like a
Exons: 8
Coding region: 552-1718 (388 amino acids)
Molecular function (GO): glutaminyl-peptide cyclotransferase activity; zinc ion binding
Source: RefSeq, a predicted model, not a curated record